AGAGAGAGAGAGAGAGAGAGAGAGAGAGAGAGAGGUCUUAGAGAUAGAGAGAGAAUGGGAGGUUUCGCUUCCUGCAUCCGCAUCCCCAUCCCCAUCAGCAUCCGCCCUGCUCAGAAAGCCGACUACGCUCGAGUGAUCCACCUCAAUGGCUUUGUCGAGGACUUUCCUGCCCCCACCCCCACCGUAAUCCAGAUCACCGGCCCGGCACCCAAGCACUUCCUCUGCUCCUCCGCCCGCCUCCGCGCACUCAAUUCCGAUCCCCUCCCCCUCACCACCCACCUCAACCCUGGCGAGCUCUAUUUUCUCCUCCCCCUCUCCGCCUUCCAGUGUGGGGCCUCUCCUAUCGAUUUGGCCGCCCUCACAGCUCGCCUCGGCGUCAAGGCAUCCCGAAGCCGGCGACCGCAUACCAUUUCAUCUCCUGUAUCUCCUCUUAGGUUGCAGAAGACCCCCACCAGUUGCGGUGGCUCUCCGAAGUCAGAUAUCGGCAUGCCGAGCACUUUGAUGCAGCAGGUGAUGAGUAGAGAGCGGUCGUGGAGGCCGGUGUUGGAGAGCAUAGAGGAGAGAUCGUUUGGCCGCAAGGGAUCGAGUUAGUUCAGAGAGAUAUUACAGAGAUUCGAUCGAGUUAGAGCACAUUUUAAAGAUUCGGCUUGUCGACUCAUAUUCUCGGGAUACUAGGACCGGUUUGGGUUGGCCCAAACUCGACGCAGUCUUCUCGAGGCCAAUCGGUUGCGAACCAUUUUGAAGUUCAAGAUUUUAAAUUGUAAUCCGAAUUGACUCGGUGAAGGAGUCAACUAGGGCGGUUCCUGGUUUAAUUCCCGUUUUUAAACUGUUUCACUGUGAGAUACAACGAGUCAUGCACGUUUUUAGUCAGGCUCGUGUUGCGAUAUGCCUUUUCGAGGCCUUUCUAG
This is a messenger RNA of Amborella trichopoda, 908 nucleotides long. The record is from RefSeq and is a predicted model, not a curated record. NCBI's taxonomy places the organism in Eukaryota, Viridiplantae, Streptophyta, Magnoliopsida, Amborellales, Amborellaceae.